CGAAAUUUUUGAUGAUCAGCUACAAUGUCGAGCUUGUUCUCAGACUACUCAACUAGUCCUACCUUGUACUGCAGCGAAGUAGCCGCCGAUGUGGUUUCCUCAAAUGCCCACGUCUGUGAAGACCAUGAAUAUUUUCAUACGACUCUGGAUUGGCUGCCGGACGAUGAGAGCUCUAUUGUUGGCAUCUUCGAUUCUGAGAACCAUCAAAUGCUGGAAAUUGAAUCAAUACAUCGCCUACGUGGAAAUACUGCUGUUGUCGGCGCUAGAAAAGACUCUGUCAAUUGGAUGUUGAAGGUGCAUGCUUACUACAAUUUUAGGCCUGAAACGGCAUAUCUUUCUGUAAACUAUAUGGAUUGUUUUCUCGCCUCUCAUACAUUGCCGCAAGGGAAAGGGUGGCCGCUGCAGCUGUUAUCCGUUGCUUGCUUGGCCCUGGCAGCAAAAAUGGAAGAAACAAGCGUGCCCCUUCUGUUAGACCUGCAGGUGAAGGGAAACAAAUUCUUGUUCAAGCCCAAGACAGUUCAAAGGAUGGAGCUUUUAGUCAUGUCCAAUCUCAAGUGGCGAUUGCGCAGGACUACCCCUUUUGAUUUUCUCCACUAUUUCGUUGCUAAGCUUUCAUGUCAGCUUGCCUCUCCACUAAAUGAUUGCAGCCAAGUUUUGUCCCGUGCCUCAGAUCUUAUUAUCAGCACAUGUCAUGUGAUUGACUUCUUGGAUUAUCCUCCAUCCUCAAUAGCAGCAGCUGCCGUGCUAUGUGCAACAGAUCAAAAUAUGGAAGACCAGGAGUACUUGAGCUACUUCCAUAUGAGAGUAAGCAAAGAAUUGGUGAAAAAAUGUCGCAAUCUUAUGAAGCAGAAGAAGUGCUUGCUGCCACACAUUAAACAACAAAAGUUGCAGCCAAGUCCUGUUGGCAUGCUUGAUGCAGCGAUUGGCAGAAGCUGCAAUGGUCAAAGAACUGGGCUAACAAGGAUUUGAAGUCAAGCCAAGAGUCACCAGGGAACUAGCUAGUGCUGAAAUUAAUUAGAUGUUUUUUUUCUUCUUCUUCUUUUUAAUAGCCUCCCAUUUCUUCAAUUCUUUGAAGGAUUCUUUUAAUUAAUUAGUUUGUGCGUGGCUACUGCAAGAUGAUUGUGAUUUGUGA
Corylus avellana is the source of this 1132-nucleotide messenger RNA. RefSeq names its product cyclin-D1-1-like. The record is from RefSeq and is a predicted model, not a curated record. Lineage: Eukaryota; Viridiplantae; Streptophyta; Magnoliopsida; Fagales; Betulaceae.